UCUAGAUGUAAUGCAGCUAACCGGUUAGCUGUCUGAGCUACAUUUGCCCCUUUAUACGGGGUAUUAAAAACAAAACACCCUGACAUACCGUUAACACCGGUUUUUCUGGAAGACGCUAUGCCGGUUCACUCCCGGGAGAAGAAAGAAAACAACCACGAAGAAAUGGAGGUGGAUUUUCCCGAGCAGGACGGCAGCAGCACAGACGAGGAGGACACCGUUAGCUCGUCCGUGUCUGAAGAUGGAGACAGCUCGGAAAUGGAUGAUGAAGACUGUGAGAGGAGGAGGAUGGAGUGUCUGGAUGAGAUGACCACCCUGGAGAAGCAGUUCACUGACUUGAAGGAGCAGUUGUACAAGGAGCGCCUGAGCCAGGUGGACAUCAAGCUGCAGGAGGUCAUGGCUGGCUGUGCCCAGGAGUACCUGGAACCUUUAGCCAACCUGCAGGAGAACAUGCAGAUCCGGACCAAAGUAGCCGGAAUCUACAGAGAGCUGUGUUUGGAGUCGGUAAAGAACAAGUAUGAGUGUGAAAUCCAGGCUGCCUGCCAACACUGGGAGAGUGAAAAGUUGCUGCUGUUCGACACUGUGCAGAGCGAACUGGAGGAGAAAAUAAGAAGAUUGGAGGAAGACAGGCACAGUAUCGACAUCACCUCAGAGUUGUGGAAUGAUGGAUUGCACUUACGAAAAAACAAAAAGAAAGACCCUUUCUGCCCCGUCAAGAAGAAGAAGCCUGUUGUUGUUUCUGGGCCGUAUAUAGUUUACAUGCUGCAAGAUCUGGAUAUCCUUGAAGACUGGACAGCAAUAAGAAAGGCGAUGGCAUCGCUUGGGCCACACAGGGUGAAGGUGGAUGCUCCUGCAGUCAAAUCUGACAGGCAUCACCAUGUGGCUCGCUCUGAGGACGGUCGCCUUUUCUAUGACAACCAGUGGUACUGCAGAGGACAGGCCAUCUGCAUCAACAGGAAGGAUGAGUACCCAACCAGUGCCAUCAUCACCACCGUGAACAACGAUGAGGUGUGGUUCAAACGACUGGACGGCACCAAGUCAAAGCUGUACAUCUCCCAGCUGCAGAAAGGCAAAUACACAAUCAAGCACUCUUAGAAACACACACUCACAUGCACACACAGAAAAACAACCCUCAUCUCUGCUGUGUUUGAAUUAGUCUACUGUCGUCGUGAAAUCUUUCCACCUUCUUGCCAUAUGUACAGUCAUGCACAGAGAGAGAGGAAGUGAGAUGUGUUAAAAAACCCUUGCAGUCUAAGGGAAUAAUCUUCUGUAAAUAUGUAUGUAUGUUGAUAAUCUCAACAAGGUCACAAAGUGUCAUUUUCUCUGAAACGGAGAUCAAUGCAAAGUGCUGCUAAAAAAUCGAAGAGGUGAAGAACUGAAGCAGUAGUGAACUGUGAACUGUGGAGCUGAGUUGCGUGCCUUUUUGAGACAAGAUGAUCUCAAAAAAAACAAAAAAAAUAAUGGUGAACUAUUAAUAUCAAUGCAGUGAAGCCUUACUCUGUACCGUGUUAGCUCCAAGAGGACUGAAGCGGGUCAAUGAACGAGUGAGCGAGAGACCUUGAUCCAGGUGAGGAUGCUGUCAGCUGUGUGUUUGAUUUUCCUCUCCAGCCGCAUCAGUGAGAUUUGAAUUUCAUGCUCCAUAGAGCCUAUUUAAUCCGUAUUAGGAUCCCCAGGGACCCCAGUUAGAGAAAACGUUUGAUUUAGUUGAAACAAAUUGCACAAGUGUCAAUACAAAGAUGCUGAAUGAUUAAUCAAUGUUGAGAAAAUGGUUAUAUUGUGAGCUUAUUUAGAUGAAAGUAUUCCACAUGAAAACCCCAGGGUUUUCUGACCCACUUGGGGAGCCAUUUUACUAAAUGAUCACUUUAUGCUUUAGUGUAAUUUUAUAACACUAUGUGUGAAGAAGAACCAAGGCCAGCUCAGUGUUCAAAGCAGAAUAUACAGUUUCUCUUAAAGUUUACAUACCCCUGUUAAAAUAUGACGUGUAAAAAUUUGGUUAAGACUUAUCAUUUCAGAUUUUUUUUUCACCUUUAAUUUGACCUUCAACGUUUACAUUUCAGUUUCAAAAACAUACAAACUCUUCUGAAUUGCAGACUCCUACCCAAAAAGAUAUGAAGCCUUUUGGGUAGGAGCUUACUUAUCAGCAUUACCUAUCAAAAUUUGCCCACUCUUCCUUUCAAAAUCAUUAAAAAUCUGUCCCAUUACCAGGGCAUUUCCUGUGCACAGCCCUUUUCUGGCCGCCAUCCCAGGUUUUAAACAGGAUUCAGAUCUCAGCACAUCCCAAAGCUUUUAUCUUCUCCUGGUGAAGCCGCUCUAUUGUAGAUUUGGAUGUAUGCUUUUGGCUGUUGUCAUGCUAAAAGGUAAAAUUCCUCUCCAUUUUCAGCUUUUUAGCAGAUACCCAAAGGUUUUGUACCAGAAUUGGCUGAUAAUUGAAACUGUUCAUAGUUCACCUCCACCUUAACAGAACCCCCUUUUCCAACUGAAGAAAAAAAGCCCCAAAGCAUGCUGCUCCACCAAGCUACACCAUUGCUAUGGUUUCUCUUUGGUGAUUUUCAGUGUUGAUUUUGUGUAAACAUACCUUUUAAAUGAUUCUCAAAAAGUUCAACUUUGGUUUCAGCAGAACACGACACACUUUUGCACAUGCUUUAGAGGGACACGAUGUAUGUUUGUGCAAAAAAUAAGCCAUUCUUGAAUGACUGUGUGAAGACUAUGGGAAAAAGAUCUUAAAAAUCCCAGAAGAUUCCAUUAAAUUCUUGAAAAUCUCAAAAGCUACCGCCCCAAAAAAACAAUUUUCACCAAUCCCCCCAUCCUAACAAAUUUCCCAAAUUCCCAUUAAAUUGAGAAUAAAUUUCAAAGCAAAAUUUUUCCCAACCUUUCAGUGAGACUCUCAGAAUACAGAAGACAUAAACCCAAAAUUUCCUUGCCAUACUUGAGAAGUCCCAGCAAAUAUCCAAACAAAUUCUCAGAAAUUUUACUUGAAAUACCUGAAAAAAUGUCAAGAAAAUUUCCCCAAAUGUUCCAAUCAGAAUCCCCAAAUCUUUAUGAAAAUACCUACAUAUUCGACAGCAAAUUCCCUCAA
Cheilinus undulatus (humphead wrasse) is the source of this 3073-nucleotide messenger RNA. Its product is annotated as breast cancer metastasis-suppressor 1-like protein-A. Gene Ontology annotation, biological process: negative regulation of transcription by RNA polymerase II. The record is from RefSeq and is a predicted model, not a curated record. The transcript has 10 exons. Gene Ontology annotation, molecular function: histone deacetylase binding. NCBI's taxonomy places the organism in Eukaryota, Metazoa, Chordata, Actinopteri, Labriformes, Labridae. The coding region runs from base 118 to 1092 and encodes 324 amino acids. Gene Ontology annotation, cellular component: Sin3-type complex.